UGCGCGCAUGAUCACCGCGCGCGCCUUUACCGUGCCUCUCUAUACAUAACAUUCUUAGAUACUGUAUAGUAUACUGUAAAUACACGGAUAUGUCAUAUCCGUCUUCGUAAAAGCCGGUGGUCGGUGACGCCGAGAAAGCGGUGGCAGCCGGAGAAUCGAGCCAGGAGAGCGGACUUUGAUCCGUUUGUGGUCCGAGUUGGUUCGAGUAGCCACGACGCCGUUGCCCGCGCGAGUCGUGCGCGUCCAACGAUCGAUUCGGAACCUAGCAGCCAGCAGAACGGAGCUGUCAUCACAGCGACUACUCCACAUGUGGACAUCGCCAUCCCGACUUAGGAUCGGCCGGGCACCCAGGAAAAAGACACAGCCUUAAGCUGAUAGCUGCGCCAUCAGCUGCUGUGGCCGGUGAAGGAUGGAGAACACCGAUGGAUCUAGGAGGAAGCUCUCUUUCCUCGGCUUCGGCAAACGGAUCGAUGGGCAUGGCGCGGAGAUGGGACCGGAGCUCGACGAGGAGAUGGAAAAGGUUUUCGCGAUGGACGCCGCAGAGAAAUUCGACGUAGCCCGGCUCGGCUCGCCCUCGGAAUCGACUGGAUCCGAUCGAGAUCGAGAUCGAGAUCGCGGACCACCGCGAUAUGGCGAUCGCGAUUUCAAUCAACACCGAAAAAGAAGUUAUCCCCAUCCGCACAUGCCCCUGAAAAGCUUGCAUUCCAGAUCUAUGCGACGGCAUUUUUCACCGGAAGGAUCGGAAGUAUCCGAGAAAGAUCAAAACAAUGUCCAGGCGAAGAGUAAUAAUGAAGUCCAGGAGGUGGAUGAGACGAAUCAUAACGGAUUGCAAUUAGCCGUCGCAUCCGAAGCCGAGGUCGAGAUCGAUGAAGAAACAGCGGAGGAAAUCGAAAACAUAAACAGUAGCGAGAGCGAGGCACCAAUCUCAGAAAGGGCAGCUUCCGGUUUCAGCGACAGCCCGACCGUCGGUAGCCCGAGAGUACAAUUCGAGAAAAUCAAGGAAGAAGAUGGACCAAGCGCACAAACGCCAGAAGUACCGACGGAUGCUGCUUCGAGCGGCGUCCACGAGGAAGACCGAAAGUGCCGACGGCAUCAAAAACACGAACAUAAACGUCAUCACCACAAGUCUCGCAAGUAUUCCCUGCAGGAGGAUCCGCAAUGGCGGAAACGAUCAGGCGCCGGUUUGUCAGACAUAUCGAGUUUACUGACUCGACGCGUCAGCGUCCAGCCAGAGGAGGCGAGCACUUUGCAAGAGCUUGACAUCGAUGACUUGGAAUCGCAUCGUAGCGAUGAUCCGCGCGGUAUGCGUCGGCAUAAAGCCGCCCAUAUGGUGCAGAUUGGUCGACGCAAGGAGGGCGGUAUCCCUCUCGAUACUUUUAAAAAGAUGUACGAUCACUCGCCGCACGAGGUGUUCGUCCAACUGGACGAGUUGCAUGGCUUGGGCGAGGAACGUGAGUGGCGGGAGACUGCCAGGUGGAUCAAAUACGAGGAAGACGUCGAGGAGGGUGCCGACAGAUGGGGCAGACCUCACGUGGCCUCUCUCAGUUUUCACUCGUUGCUGAAUCUCCGCCGUUGCCUAGAGACCGGCGUAGUCCUUCUCGAUCUGGAAGAAAAGGACUUGCCCGGACUGGCCUACAGAGUAGUCGAGCAGAUGGUCGUCGAGGAAUUGAUCCUGGCCGAGGACAGACCAGUCGUAAUGAGAGCGCUGUUGCUUAGGCAUAGACACGUGCAUGAACAUGAACGCGGUUUCCGAUUCGGCGGCAAGAGGAGUUACUCCAGUUACACUAGUCUUCAGUCCAUCUGGCUGGAGGAAGAAGAUGCUGCGCGGGAAGCCGCUGAGAACCAUGUAACCCAACAUAAUCUGCACGACGCGAAGCCGAAGAUCAUAUCAUCGAAUCUGGCGCUCGACAGUAAUCAUCACACCGCGAUCGAUAUAAAGGAGGAGCUAACAUACAUGAGUAGCAACGAAGACCUAAAGAAGAGUCACAAUGAGUAUAUUCUGAAGAGGAUCCCAGCUGGUGCGGAGGCGACAGUUGUUCUUGUCGGCGCCGUCGACUUUUUGGACCAACCAACAAUAGCCUUCGUGCGAUUGGCCGAGGGCGUGCUGAUGCCGUCCAUUACGGAAGUUACAAUACCGGUCAGAUUUAUGUUCACUUUGCUGGGGCCAAGAAAUGGGGACCUGGACUACCACGAGAUCGGUCGGUCCAUCUCCACGCUAAUGGCGAACACAUCAUUUCAUAAGGUUGCUUAUAAGGCAAACGAAAAACGAGAGUUGUUAUCAGCUAUCAACGAGUUUUUGGAUGAUUCGAUCGUACUACCGCCCGGUGAUUGGGAGAGACAGGCCUUGUUGCCAUUCAAUGAGCUCAAGGCGAAAAGCGAGGCUAUCAGAAAGAGGAAGGCGAAAGCGCUGGAGGAGAAGAGUAAGCCAGUGCAAAGCGAGGCAGCCAUAAAGAAAGCUCUUCUAGCUGCCGAAGAAGAAAAGAAGCUGUCGGAAGAUGAUCCACUGCGACGCACUCGACGACUGUUUGGUGGCCUCAUCAACGACAUCAAGCGUCGCUAUCCUUUUUACUUGUCCGACUUUACAGACGGGCUGAACUCCUCCUGUCUCGCAGCGGCCAUCUUUAUGUAUUUCGCCGCGUUGUGCACCGCUAUUACUUUCGGCGGUUUAAUGAGCGAUAAGACGCAGAAUGUGAUCGGCAUUUCUGAAACCUUGGUUUCCGGCUCGUGGACAGGCGUGGUGAUGGCUUUGUUUGCAACUCAACCGUUGGUGAUUAUCGGCACGACCGGUCCACUGUUGCUUUUCGACGAGAGCCUGUACAACUUUUGCCUGGCGAAUGACCUCGAGUUCCUUACUGUACGGGUAUACGUUGGCAUCUGGAUGGGUUUUAUCGCCCUGGCAAUUGCUUGUGUCGAAGGUUCGGUCCUUGUGCGACUCUUCACACGUUUCACCGAAGAGAUUUUCACCGGAUUGAUCUCCAUCCUCUAUAUCGUCGAGACGUUUAUUAAGCUCUACAACUACUUCAUGCGUAAUCCACUCCUCCAUGAGUACAGCUUUGGACCGGCCAACAACACCAUCUAUCCGCUCUAUGUCGUUGGAAUGAAGGUAACUAAUUCACCGUGGAAUAAGACCGAGGAGGAGAACCUGUACUUGGAGAACCCCCGCGAAUUGAUACCAAGUCACGACGCCGCCGGAUUGAUCAAUCAACCCAACACGGCUUUGAUGUGUACUAUCCUUUGCCUCGGUACCUUCCUGGGUGCCUACUACUUAAGAAUCUUUCGCAACAGCCAUUACUUGGGUCGUAGCGCCCGACGAGCCUUCGGAGACUUCGGCGUGCCUAUCAGUAUCAUUGUUUUCGUCCUAAUCGACUAUCUGACUAUGGUAAAGACAGAGAAGUUGCUGGUCCCCGAAGGUCUCACUCCGACCAUACCUGGUAGAAGUUGGUUCGUUUCUCCAACUGGCUUUGAAAAACCUAUUCCUCUUUGGAUGACUCUUGCUUGCGUGGUGCCAGCUUUACUGGUUUAUAUCCUAGUAUUUAUGGAGACUCAAAUAUCGGAAUUGAUCAUCGAUAAGAAGGAACGCAAGCUACGUAAGGGUAACGGCUAUCAUAUGGAUAUUGUGGUAGUUUGCCUGAUGAAUGUGGGAUGCGGUCUAAUGGGCGCGCCCUGGUGCUGCGCCGCGUCGGUGCGCUCCCUCACUCAUGUAUCCGCCGUGACUGUGAUGUCGCGUACCCACGCGCCCGGCGAUAAGCCGCACAUCGUCGAGGUGAAGGAACAGCGAGUAAGCGCCCUUCUGGUCGCAAUACUGAUAGGCGUAAGCGUGCUGAUGGCGCCGCUAUUACGCCGAGUGCCGAUGUCCGUCCUGCUGGGUGUAUUCCUCUACAUGGGCAUCUCGUCAACGAACGGCGUGCAGUUGUUCGACCGUAUCAAACUGUUUUUCAUGCCAGUCAAGCACCACGGCACAGCAAACUACGUGCGGCGCGUGCAAACUUACAAGAUGCACGUCUUCACCCUUAUACAGAUCCUGUGCCUAGUCGUGCUGUGGAUAGUCAAAAGUACAAGGGCUGCCUUGGCUCUACCCUUCUUCCUCAUCCUGAUGAUGCCGCUGCGCGCUCAAAUGAGCCACUUCUUUACCACGGCGGAAUUGCGCGCCCUUGACGGCAAAGGACCCGAACACGAGGUCGAAGACGAGCUCGACUUUUAUGAGGAGGCUCCGUUACCUGGUUAGACUGUGCCUUAAUCGACUUUUUCUCUCAUACACUUUCUCUAAAUUCGUCUAUCUUUUCAAAACUAUUUACUGGUAUACCUGCCUCAUACAUCAGGGUCUCCUAAAGCGUCUAGUGCCAGUCAGAGAGUACAGAGUUCUAUUUUCAUCAGAUUGAGAUGUAUAAUGUUCUAAUGUUGGGUUUACUGAUAGGAAACUGAAAAGUGAUAUCCAAUGUAUUUUAGAUAAAUGAUAGCGUUGAGAGUAUCGACAAUUGUCAGAGAUUAUCGGAUUUUCUUUUUAUGGUUUCUCAGUUGCACAAAUCUUUCCACAGAUUCUUGUUUCUAUUCUACUUUCUUCAUUUUUGAAGAUGCUUGCUUCCGCAGAUUUUUAGUCUCUCAUAUAUUUUUAAUUAUGCAUAAAACUAACAUUCUAUAGGCUUCUAAUAAAUUCUUGUUCGCGCACAUAACAUCGCGAAUCUUUAAACUUUUAUUACAAAUCCUUAUUUUACAAUUUCAAUUUCAAAGCGUAUAGUAUUUUUAUUCCACAAUUUUCCAAAUUUCUAGAUACACGAAUAUUCCAUUAUAUUCUUUGAUAACUGCUUUGAUUCCGUCUAUAUUUAUGCAGUUUUUCUUUUAUCGCAAAGCUGUGUAAAUCGUUUCAUUACAUUAUAGUAUAUUUUAAAGCGAUUAAAUUAUUCGCGCAUAUAUGCCUAAUGAAUGCUUGGAUAUGCUUAUGUUCUUGAAAUUAAAUGGAAAGCCUCUGAGUGCCUCAAGUUUGAUCGUCCGACGAUACAAAGCUCAGGAAAAGUUAAUGUAAUGGCACGUAGAAAUAGUGCCAAAUUGAAAAGCGUUACGGGAAUAACAGUUUGGCUAGGUGGUGUGAUCGCCGAAAAAUAAUCAUAAUUCUUACGAACAUCUUUCCUUCCUCUUUCUCUUCCAUAGAUAUAUUUCUUUGAUCUUUCAGAAUUAGAUUUACGGAUUUUUCUGCAUCGUACAAUUUACAAUUCUUAAUAUCUCAGAUUCUUAGACUCCGCGAUACAUAAAAUUUUCCAAGAUUUCCUCUUACAUUUCUUCACUUCUUAUAUUCACAAUUGCUUCGCAGUGCGAAUGCACAUCCUUCAUUAAUGAAUCUAGAAUUGAAAAUUUCCAAUUCUAUUAAUUCGCGGUUUUGCAAAUACGAGAUUCUGUCGAUCUUCGAUUCCACGAUUUAUAAUCAAUGAAAAUUCAUAUUUUAAUAUCUUAAAUCUUUAUAAUCCGAUUAAUCCCAUCAUUUCCGCAAACUUUUCCACAUUCGCACAUUCUUAAAUCAAUUUAGAUUUCUGAUUCCUAUUUACAUAUAAAUGUACGCUAUCUUUAAAUUCGCAAGUACUUAGACAUAUGUACCUGCAUAUUUUAUUAUGCACGCGCGUAUACGAAUAAUUAGACACUGUAUACAUUCAUAUAUACACAUGCAAACUCGUAUAUCUCAUUGACUUGCACAGGUACUUACAUUCUGUGAGAGAUUACUUAAAGAUAGGCGAUUUCUUACAUAUGUAUAUAUAUUUUUAUAUCUUCAGACACGCAUUUUACACGUUCAGAUUUUCAAUUCCGUAAAUCUUUGCGUGGAAUAGAUCUUCCGUUAGAUUUACGGAUUUUUCAAUGAGUAUACGAGUCCUGCAACUUGGCUGAAAUCGCAGUGUUUUAUUCUAUUUGACUUAAUUUCUAACGUGCUGCACUCGAAUCCUAUCAAAUAUAUGAAUAAAUUCGUAAAAUAUAUAUUUAUUCGUUAAAUACUAUGAUUUUAAUCCAUUUUUACGUUGGAAAUUCAAAAGAAGCGUGUGCGUGCUUCCAGCAAGACUAAACAAUCGAUAAUGCUAUAAUUGAGCGGUUCGGAGCCUAUAAUAAGGAAUAAGGCUGGUGAAAGAAAUAGAAGGCUAUAGUUAAUUGAAUAAACUAUUUUCAACUCUAAAAGAUAUAUAUAUACAUAUAUAGAUGAUAAAUUGUAUUUUCAUUCUCUUUAGAGUAUGUUACUAAAUCUCUAUAAAGUCGCUUAUAUUAUGGGAUAUAUUGAUUGUUAAUUAAUAGUAGGAUAGAGAGAGAAAAAACGGAGAAACCCUGAUACUCUCUUAAUCAUUGUGAUAGCAAGCAGAACUGCUCGAAAACCAAGACUAUAUUUAGACGAGCACUUUAAUGUUGAUAACAAACAAGUUUGUAAUGCAGAUUCUAAUUAGUGACAUUUAAUCAUUCAUCGUAAGUAUUGAUGAACACAUGUAUAUGCAAACACAUAUACACACAUCUGCAUGAGUUACUGUAUGGUAUUAUGUUGUAAUGAAGGCGAAUUGUUGCGGAGCGAUAGAGCAAUUGUAAAUAAUCUAAUUAAUGUACAGUAUUAAAAAAAAAAAAGAGAAGUAAUAAUUAGCAAUAGGCUCUCAGUAGCUGAUUUACCUCUUAAAUUUUAGCGCGACUAAAGGAAUAAAAUAUAUAUUUUAAUU
Messenger RNA from Formica exsecta, 6674 nucleotides. RefSeq names its product band 3 anion exchange protein (gene Ae2). The record is from RefSeq and is a predicted model, not a curated record. The transcript has 10 exons. Gene Ontology annotation, cellular component: plasma membrane. Gene Ontology annotation, biological process: transmembrane transport; monoatomic anion transport; bicarbonate transport. Gene Ontology annotation, molecular function: solute:inorganic anion antiporter activity; monoatomic anion transmembrane transporter activity. Lineage: Eukaryota; Metazoa; Arthropoda; Insecta; Hymenoptera; Formicidae. The coding region runs from base 410 to 4225 and encodes 1271 amino acids.